This is a messenger RNA of Pistacia vera, 1802 nucleotides long. Its product is annotated as root phototropism protein 3. Bases 218 to 1510 code for a protein of 430 amino acids. Lineage: Eukaryota; Viridiplantae; Streptophyta; Magnoliopsida; Sapindales; Anacardiaceae. The transcript has 2 exons. The record is from RefSeq and is a predicted model, not a curated record.
AUAUUGCGCAUUUAAAGAAACUUGUCUUCACUCUCCAUCUCUUAUCCUUCUUCCUGUUCAUUCACAACCUCUCAAACCCAAACGGUAUUAUUACAGUAGUACUUAUUAUAUAAUCUCUUUUCACCUCAGUUUUACAUUACUUUAUAUAAACUAUAUACAUUCCACUCUAUUCCUUCUAUACUACAACUCCAUCAUCAACAAAAUUAACAACCCCAUAAUGAAGAAAUAUUCCCUCCCGGAUUCUGUUACUUGCCCGGGAAAACCAUCCCAAUUUGCUGACUGCUGGUUUGACGAUGCCUGCAUUCUUGACAUGGACUAUUUUGUUAAGACCAUAACGGACAUAAAAGCGAAGGGGGUCCGGCCUGACCUCAUUGGCUCAAUCAUAGCUCACUAUGCAUCAAAAUGGCUACCGGACCUCUCCAACGACGUCAUGAAAAAGGGUCUAACCAACUUCGAAGAAUCACCGGAAAGUGUCACUGCUUCAUGGAUGAAGAAGAGGUUUUUUGUUGAAACUUUAGUGGGAAUUUUACCUCCCGAGAAGGACUCCCUUCCAUGCAACUUUCUUCUUCGUCUUCUCCGGACUGCCAACAUGGUCAACGUUGAGCCGACCUUCAGGGACGAGUUGGAGAAGCGGAUUUCAUGGCAACUGGACCAAGCUUCAUUGAAGGAGAUUCUGAUACCCUCGUUUAGUCACACCUGUGGGACAUUGCUCGAUGUUGAGUUAGUUUCAAGGCUGGUGAAGAGGUUCAUUAACUUGGAUAGCGAAGGGGCUAAAAGUGGAGCUGCUUUGGUUAAAGUUGCGAAGCUUGUUGAUUGUUACUUGGCUGAAGCCGCCAUGGAUUCGAAUUUAAGCUUAUCAGACUUCGUUGAACUUGCUAGUGCCCUGCCUAGCCAUGCCCGUGCAACAGACGAUGGGCUGUACCGCGCCAUUGAUACUUACCUUAAAGCACAUCCUGGGGUAUCAAAGGAAGAAAGGAAGCUUCUUUGUAGAUUAAUUGACAGCCGAAAGCUCUCACCAGAAGCAUCACUUCAUGCCGCACAGAAUGAACGUUUACCUGUUCGAGCUGUGAUUCAAGUGCUUUUCUCCGAACAAUCUAAGCUCAAUAAACAGCUCGAUUGGAGUGGCUCAUUUAACGGAACCAGGAGUCCUUAUCUCGGGCUGGACCCACCUGCAGCUCGUUGCCUAUCAAAACGUGAAGUGAACGCUCAGCAAAUGGAGAUAAAGAAGCUGAGAGAAGAUGUGCUGAGGCUUCAAAGCCAAUGCAACUUCAUGCAGGCGCAACUGGAGAAGUUGGUGGAUAAAAAGAAGGGUUUCUUCAGGUGGAAGAAACUGGGAAUAAUGCCUUCUUCAUUGAAGACUACUCUCAGCGUUGUUGAGAGGAUUGAAGAAGGUGAAAGAGAAGGAGAUGACAUGUAUGGAUAUGGAAGACAAACGCCAGCAGUGGACAUGAAAACAAGAUUGGUUAAAUCACGCAGGACUCCUUCUAAGUGGAGAAAAUCCAUGUCGUAAAAGUUGAAUUUGAAUUCUCCUCUUAUCCGAGUUUAAAUCAAAAUAUCAUAAAUCAAAGUAUCUGAUUAUGCUUUGGCAAAACUCGGAUAAGGAGAGGAUUUAAUUUCAACUGCAUGCAUAAAAAUGGAAGAAUUUUAAUUGAAAAUGAGUUGUGUAUUAAUUUCAUUUAAAUUGUGUUUGCGAAAUAAAAAUGUAAGGGCUGAAUAAGAUUAUCUUAAUAUAUAAGAGUUAAUUAGAAGAAGAAGAGGGAUUUACAAUUAGGUUUGAAACUUCAUGUACAAGCAACAACAAG